This is a messenger RNA of Verticillium nonalfalfae, 1683 nucleotides long. RefSeq lists its product as uncharacterized. Lineage: Eukaryota; Fungi; Ascomycota; Sordariomycetes; Glomerellales; Plectosphaerellaceae. Gene Ontology annotation, cellular component: membrane. The transcript is spliced from 2 exons. The record is from RefSeq and is a predicted model, not a curated record. Gene Ontology annotation, molecular function: transmembrane transporter activity. The coding region runs from base 1 to 1683 and encodes 560 amino acids. Gene Ontology annotation, biological process: transmembrane transport.
AUGUCGCCUCCCCCGGCUGAAGGCGACGCAGAAUCGCAGGCACAUCUCAAGCGUCUGCCCACCGCUGACCAGGCUGUACAAGAUGCUCUCGACCUCGCCGAGCUGGGCCAUGCCGAGACCUUGACGCGCAAGUUCAGCCUCUGGAGCAUGUUUUUUCUUGCCUUCUCCGUGCUGGGAACCUGGUCUACCUUCGCCCAGGGUCUCAGCAGCGGGCUGACGGCUGGCGGGCCCGUUGCCAUCCUCUGGGGCCUCGUUCUCGUCUUCGUCUGCAACAUCUGCGUUGCUGUCUCCCUCGCCGAGAUGUGCAGCGCCAUGCCCACCGCCAUGGGUCAGGCCUACUGGAUCUGGCGCCUGUGGCCCGGCGGCAAGGGGCGCUUCACGUCCUACCUCUGCGCCUGGAUCAACAAGUUCGGCUGGUGGACGCUCUCCGCCUCCCAGGUCGCCUUCAUGACCGACUUCAUGCUGAGCAUGAAGGUUCUGUACGACCCGGACUGGGACGGCGCUCAUGGUUGGGUGCGCUUCCUACUCUACCUCGCCGUGACGGCUUUCGUCACUCUCUUCAACAUCGUCGCCUGCCGCAGGGACGCCAUCCUGCCCAUGUUUAACAACUUUGUUGGCAUAUGUUUUGUCACUCUCUUCUUCGUAUUCUCGCUGGCGCUCCUCAUUUCCGUUGGCGUCAAGGACGGCAACUCGUUCCAACCCGCGUCUUUCGUCUUUGGCCGCUGGCUCAACCAGACAGGUUGGAAUGAUGGUGUGACGUGGUUCCUGGGCCUCGUUCAGGCGGCUUACGGCCUGACGGCCUUUGACGCCGCCAUCCACCUCGUUGAGGAAAUCCCUGCGCCGCGGAAGAACAUUCCCCGCGUCAUGUGGCUCUCCGUCACCAUGGGUGCCGUCUCCGGCUUCAUCUUCAUGGUUGUGUGUCUCUUCUGCAUCCAGGACCUCGAUGCUGUCAUCGACCCCUCGACAGGUCUCCCCUUUAUGGACCUGCUCAAGGGUACCACCGGCCUCACUGUUGCUACCGUGCUCCUGUCCUUCUUCAUAUUCAACGGCAUGGGCCAGGCUGUCAGCAUCGUCACAACGGCCUCGCGUCUAACAUGGAGUUUCGCUCGUGACGGCGGCAUCCCAUGGAGUCCCUACUUCAGCAAGGUCAAUGAGACCUGGCGCGUACCUGUGCGUGCUCUCUGGCUGCAAGGCGGUAUCAUCGGCCUCAUCGGCGUAUUGUAUACUUUCGCCGACACGGUCCUUGAGGCCAUCCUCGGCGUCAGCGUCAUCGCAUUGACGGUAUCCUACGGCAUGCCCGUGCUCGUGUUGCUCAUGGUCGGUCGCGAUAAGCUCCCGCCUGCCGAGUUCAAGCUUGGUCGUUUUGGAACCUUGAUUAAUUGGAUCUCGGUCUUCUACUGCGCCAUCACGAGUGUCUUCUUCUUCUUCCCCGGUACCCCAAAUCCGACCGUCUCCGAUAUGAACUACGCCAUCGCGGUGUUUGGUAUCAUGAUGGUCAUGUCUCUUGGUUUCUGGGUCACCAAGGGCCGCCUGACCUACCUGCGCGCAAGCGAGGCCGAAGAAGUCAUCAUUGAAGCGCGCCGCACUGAGCUAUCACAAGCAGCCGCAGACCACCCCGGGGCCGAGGGCCCCAGUGAUGUCAAGGAUACCACCGAGUCUUUCCGGGAGAGGCGGCAGUCUUAG